Molecule: messenger RNA, 8075 nt
Organism: Silurus meridionalis
Lineage: Eukaryota; Metazoa; Chordata; Actinopteri; Siluriformes; Siluridae
Gene: polr2a
Product: RNA polymerase II subunit A
Biological process (GO): transcription by RNA polymerase II
Cellular component (GO): RNA polymerase II, core complex
Molecular function (GO): DNA binding
Source: RefSeq, a predicted model, not a curated record
GCUUUCUUUCAGAUGCGCUUAGAGCGCACAAGAGUUCAGAUCAAGGGGAGGAGAAGAGUUAGCGGGUUGGUUUAUUAUAGGUUUUAGUAGUGAAUUACUACGCACGUUGAGUGAUAACAAACGUGGUUCGCUUUGGAAAGCGCCAUCGGACACGUUCCGGUCACCCCUCGGUGCAAGGAAGAGGGGUCUUGGUGGCGUUUCAGAGCUCUGGUUGAAAAGCGGCGUGCCGAGGGGAGGACGCGUCUCUUUGAAUAGACAGGAUGCACGGACCGCCUUCCAGCGACAGCGCAUGCCCACUGCGCCUCAUCAAGAGAGUUCAGUUCGGCAUCAUCAGCCCUGAUGAGCUUAAACGGAUGUCCGUCACAGAAGGGGGAAUCAAGUACCCCGAGACCACAGAGGGAGGACGGCCCAAGCUGGGUGGGCUCAUGGACCCUCGGCAGGGCGUGAUCGAGAGGUCGGGGAGAUGUCAGACUUGUGCAGGGAACAUGACUGAAUGCCCUGGUCACUUCGGUCACAUCGAGCUGGCCAAGCCCGUCUUUCACGUAGGCUUCAUCACGAAGAUCAUGAAGGUCCUCCGCUGUGUGUGUUUCUUUUGCUCCAAGCUGCUGGUUGAUGCGAACAACCCAAAGAUCAAAGACAUCCUGGGCAAGUCGAAAGGCCAGCCUCGAAAGCGCCUGAUGCACGUGUAUGACCUGUGCAAAGGUAAAAACAUCUGCGAAGGCGGAGAGGAGAUGGACAACAAGUUCGGAGUUGAGCAGCAGGAGAAUGACGAAGAUCUCACGAAAGAAAAGGGUCACGGCGGAUGCGGACGCUACCAGCCUCGUAUCCGGCGCUCGGGCCUGGAGCUGUACGCCGAGUGGAAGCACGUGAACGAAGACUCUCAGGAGAAGAAGAUCCUCCUCAGCCCCGAACGCGUACACGAGAUCUUUAAACGCAUCUCGGACGAGGAGGAUCUCAUCCUGGGGAUGGAUCCCAAGUACGCACGACCCGAGUGGAUGAUCGUCACGGUGCUGCCCGUACCACCGCUUGCAGUCAGACCGGCUGUGGUCAUGCAGGGCUCGGCCCGGAACCAGGAUGAUUUGACUCACAAGCUAGCAGACAUCGUGAAAAUCAAUAACCAGCUGCGGCGGAACGAGCAGAGCGGCGCUGCGGCUCACGUUAUAGCUGAAGACGUGAAGCUCCUGCAGUUCCACGUGGCCACCAUGGUGGACAACGAACUGCCGGGUCUGCCCCGAGCGAUGCAAAAAUCUGGUCGUCCGCUCAAAUCCAUCAAGCAGAGGCUGAAGGGGAAGGAAGGCCGUGUGCGAGGAAACCUGAUGGGAAAGCGUGUGGACUUCUCCGCCCGAACGGUCAUCACACCCGACCCCAACUUGCAGAUCGACCAGGUGGGCGUGCCCCGAUCCAUCGCCGCUAACAUGACCUUCCCUGAGAUCGUCACUCCGUUCAACAUCGACAGAUUGCAGGAGCUCGUUCGGAGAGGAAACAGUCAGUAUCCCGGAGCCAAAUACAUCAUCCGUGAUAACGGCGACCGGAUCGACCUCCGGUUCCACCCGAAACCGAGCGACCUUCACCUUCAGAUCGGCUAUAAGGUGGAGCGGCACAUGUGCGACGGUGACAUUGUCAUCUUUAACAGACAGCCCACCUUGCACAAGAUGUCUAUGAUGGGCCACAGGGUUCGAAUCCUGCCAUGGUCUACUUUUCGACUCAAUCUCAGUGUAACGACUCCCUAUAACGCAGACUUCGACGGAGACGAGAUGAACCUGCAUCUGCCCCAGUCCCUCGAGACCCGUGCCGAGAUCCAGGAGCUUGCCAUGGUACCGCGUAUGAUCGUCACACCGCAGUCCAACAGACCCGUCAUGGGUAUCGUGCAGGACACGCUUACAGCCGUGCGCAAGUUUACCAAAAGAGACGUCUUCUUAGAGAGGGGUGAAGUUAUGAACCUACUGAUGUUCCUGUCCUCCUGGGACGGCAAAGUGCCCCAGCCUGCCAUCUUGAAGCCACGCCCGCUGUGGACCGGCAAACAGAUCUUCAGCUUGAUCAUUCCCGGCCACAUCAACGUGAUCCGUACGCACAGCACGCAUCCGGACGACGAGGACAGCGGCCCGUAUAAGCACAUCUCUCCUGGAGACACAAAGGUGAUCGUGGAGAACGGAGAGCUGAUCAUGGGGAUCCUGUGUAAGAAGUCCCUCGGUACGUCUGCCGGUUCUCUUGUCCACAUCUCCUACCUGGAAAUGGGUCAUGACAUCACCCGUCUUUUCUACUCCAACAUUCAGACUGUCGUCAACAACUGGCUGCUCAUCGAGGGUCACUCAAUCGGCAUCGGUGAUUCUAUCGCUGACGCGAAGACGUAUCUUGACAUCCAGAACACGAUCAAGAAGGCCAAGCAGGAUGUGAUAGAGGUCAUCGAAAAGGCUCACAACAACGAACUGGAGCCAACUCCAGGUAACACUCUGAGACAGACCUUUGAAAAUCAGGUCAACCGUAUCCUGAACGACGCUCGAGACAAGACUGGAUCUUCUGCUCAGAAGUCGCUGUCGGAGUACAACAAUUUCAAAUCCAUGGUGGUGGCCGGGUCUAAGGGCUCCAAAAUUAACAUCUCACAGGUUAUUGCUGUGGUGGGCCAGCAGAACGUUGAGGGUAAACGAAUCCCUUUUGGCUUCAAGCACCGCACUCUUCCUCACUUCAUAAAGGACGACUACGGUCCUGAGAGCAGGGGGUUUGUGGAGAACUCGUACCUCGCCGGUCUGACACCUACAGAGUUCUUUUUCCACGCCAUGGGAGGUAGAGAGGGUCUGAUCGAUACAGCCGUCAAAACAGCUGAGACAGGUUAUAUCCAGCGUCGUCUGAUCAAAUCUAUGGAGUCUGUAAUGGUGAAAUACGACGCCACUGUGAGGAACUCCAUUAACCAGGUGGUGCAGCUGCGAUACGGAGAGGACGGCCUGGCUGGAGAGGCUGUCGAGUUCCAGAACAUGGCUACGCUUAAACCAUCCCAUAAAGCAUUUGAGAAGAAGUUCAAGUUCGACUACGCUAACGAGCGAGCUCUCCGGCGCACGCUGCAGGAGGACGUGUUGAAGGAAGUGAUGACCAAUGCGCACGUGCAGAGCUCUCUGGAGAAGGAGUUUGAGAAAAUGAAGGAGGACAGAGAGGUCUUGAGGGCCAUUUUCCCUACUGGAGACAGCAAGGUAGUGCUGCCGUGCAAUCUUGCAAGAAUGAUCUGGAACGCGCAAAAGAUUUUCCGUAUCAACCCGCGAACUCCGACCGAUCUCAACCCUUUAAGAGUAGUGGAAGGCGUGCAAGAACUGAGCAAGAAGCUGGUGAUCGUGAACGGGGACGAUCCCUUGAGCAAGCAGGCCCAGCAGAACGCCACGCUGCUCCUCAACAUCCACCUUCGCUCCACCCUCUGUUCCAGACGCAUGACGGAGGAGUUUCGACUCAGCUCUGAGGCCUUCGAAUGGCUCCUGGGAGAGAUCGAGACGAAGUUCAACCAGUCGAUUGUUCACCCAGGUGAGAUGGUGGGUGCUCUGGCUGCUCAGUCUCUGGGUGAGCCGGCCACUCAGAUGACCCUGAACACCUUCCACUACGCUGGAGUGUCCGCUAAGAACGUCACCCUGGGUGUGCCUCGUCUAAAAGAGCUGAUCAACAUCUCCAAGCGUCCCAAAACUCCGUCUCUGACAGUGUUCCUGUUGGGCCAGGCGGCCCGCGACGCAGAGCGCGCCAAAGACAUCCUGUGUCGCCUGGAGCACACGACGCUGCGCAAGGUCACGGCCAACACGGCUAUCUACUACGACCCCAACCCUCAGAGCACGGUAGUGUCCGAGGACCAGGAGUGGGUGAACGUUUACUACGAGAUGCCCGACUUCGACGUGACCCGUAUUUCUCCUUGGCUUCUGCGUAUUGAGUUGGACAGGAAACACAUGACUGACCGCAAGCUCUCCAUGGAGCAGAUCGCAGAGAAGAUUAAUGCAGGUUUUGGUGACGAUCUGAACUGCAUCUUCAACGACGAUAACGCUGAAAAGCUGGUGCUGCGUAUCCGAAUCAUGAACAGCGAUGAGAACAAGUUCCAGGAGGACGAGGAGGUGGUGGACAAGAUGGACGAUGACGUGUUUCUGCGGUGCAUUGAGUCCAACAUGCUGACAGACAUGACCCUACAAGGCAUCGAGCAGAUCAGCAAGGUCUACAUGCAUCUCCCUCAAACAGAGAACAAAAAGAAGACCAUAAUAACGGAGGAGGGAGAAUUUAAAGCGCUACAGGAAUGGAUCCUCGAGACGGACGGCGUCAGUCUCAUGAGAGUCCUCAGUGAGAAGGACGUCGACCCAGUCAGGACCACUUCCAACGAUAUCGUGGAGAUUUUCACUGUCCUGGGGAUCGAGGCAGUGCGUAAGGCUCUGGAAAGAGAGUUGUAUCACGUCAUCUCUUUUGACGGUUCCUACGUGAACUAUCGCCAUCUUGCCCUCCUGUGCGACACCAUGACCUGCAGAGGUCACCUCAUGGCCAUCACCCGUCACGGCAUCAACAGACAGGACACCGGCCCGCUCAUGAAGUGCUCUUUUGAAGAGACGGUGGAUGUCUUGAUGGAAGCCUCGUCUCACGGAGAAUGCGAUCCCAUGAAGGGCGUGUCUGAAAACAUCAUGCUCGGACAGCUGGCUCCUGCAGGCACCGGCUGCUUCGACCUGCUCCUGGAUGCCGAAAAAUGCAAAUACGGCAUGGAGAUUCCCACCAACAUUCCUGGAAUCAGCGUAGCCGGACCAACCGGAAUGUUCUUUGGCUCCGCCCCCAGCCCUAUGAGUGGCAUGUCUCCAUCCAUGACGCCCUGGAACACUGGGGCCACCCCGGCGUACGGCUCAUGGUCUCCCAGCGUCGGAAGUGGAAUGACUCCCGGAGCUGCCGGGUUUUCACCCAGUGUCGCCUCCGAUGCUAGCGGCUUCUCUCCGGGGUACUCGCCUGCCUGGUCUCCUACACCCGGCUCACCUGGGUCUCCUGGUCCUGCCAGUCCUUACAUUCCCUCUCCAGGUGGCGCCAUGUCUCCUAACUAUUCCCCCACGUCUCCGGCGUACGAGCCGCGCUCCCCUGGAGGCUACACCCCCCAAAGCCCCGGCUACUCCCCCACAUCCCCAUCGUACUCUCCCACCUCUCCUUCCUACUCUCCCACCAGCCCCAACUACAGUCCCACAUCUCCAUCUUAUUCCCCAACCUCUCCGUCCUACUCUCCAACUUCUCCGUCUUAUUCCCCGACCUCCCCAAGCUAUUCACCCACGUCGCCCUCGUACUCCCCGACGUCCCCGUCGUAUUCGCCCACCUCUCCAUCUUUCCCGACAUCUCCUUCGUAUUCCCCGACGUCGCCCUCUUACUCCCCGACGUCCCCCAGUUACAGCCCCACCUCUCCGUCGUACUCGCCCACCUCUCCAUCCUACUCGCCCAUCCCGUCGUACUCCCCAACCUCUCCUUCGUAUUCUCCAACGUCGCCUCGUUCCCCGACCUCUCCCAGUUACAGCCCGACCUCACCCAAUUACACGCCCACUUCGCCCAGCUACUCGCCCACGUCUCCGUCUUACAGCCCCACCUCGCCUUCGUACUCUCCCACGUCUCCCAAUUACACACCCACCAGUCCCAACUUCCCCACAUCGCCAUCAUACUCCCCACCUCUCCAUCAUACUCCCGUCAAGCCCUCGUUACACCCCCAAUCCCCUACGUACACCCCGAGCUCACCCUCUUACAGCCCGAGUCCCGUCUUACUCCCCACUUCUCCAAAAUACACCCCCACCUCUCCAUCAUACAGCCCCAGCUCUCCGGAAUAUACCCCAACCUCACCCAAAUACUCUCCUACUUCACCCAAGUACUCGCCUACUUCUCCCAAAUACAGCCCCACGUCCCCGACCUACUCGCCCACCACGCCCAAAUACAGCCCUACGUCUCCCACGUACUCUCCUACGUCUCCUACCUACACCCCGACCAGCCCGAAGUACUCGCCCACUUCUCCUACGUACUCGCCGACGUCUCCGAAAUAUUCCCCCACGUCUCCGACGUACUCGCCUACUAGUCCCAAAGGCUCGACUUACAGCCCGACCUCGCCGGGGUACAGUCCAACGUCUCCGACCUACAGCCCGGCCAUCAGCCCCGACGACAGCGACGAGGAAAACAACUGAAGCGCGCGCUGCCGGCCCGAUCGGACUCUCGGUCACGACGCCGCCUCGUCCCUUUUCGAAAAAGAUGUCGCGGCUGGACGUCGCCGUCCUCGAUUCGAGUGACGGGGAAACUACGAAACUCCGGGGUCCUACGUGUGAAAUAAACUUUCAGAUAUUUCUCGCAUCGUUUCCGCAAACAGGCUCUAAUUACUAUGAUAUUGUCAUAGGUGUGAACUGUAGAAGCUCUCAGCUUUUUGACUGUUUUGAAUGAGAGAGGGGUUUCGAGGUGUUUUUAUAGAGAGAUAUAAAUGAAAACCCAGCCCUUUUUUUUAUUUAGGCAUCUCUAAUUCAGUGUUAAGCAUAAUGGAAAUUUGAGAGCAUAUUUAUUGUUUUUUUUUUUGCCAAAAGCCUUUAGAAAGCAAAUAGUGGAUCAUAUCUACUGCAGAUGGAACUGGAAACAAAAAACCCUGAAAAAUGUACUGAAAUCUAACCUUGACAUUUUUUUUUUUUUUUUCCCCCCCUCCCCUUCUUGCUUUGUAUAUAUGCUGCACUCAGUUUGUUUCUCUGUGCAUAUGGAAAGAACUGUAACUCUAAUGAGUGUUUAGAGCCAGAUUAGAUUUUUUUCCAUUUCUUUUUUUCUCUCUCGGAUAAAAUCUAUUGGUUCAGAUCUGGAUUCAGAUGUAUAGUCUGACCAGAGGGUCGUAUGCUGGUCUUAGCGUAUUAGAAAGCGAUGUAGUGACCUGCCCUGUUAAGGGCUUAUCUACCAUCCUUCCUAUUAUUAUUAUUAUUAUUAUUAUUAUUAUUGUUAUAAUUUGUAGUUAAUAUUUCACCAGCAUCAUGUUCCAUUUUCAAACAACCACAAAGUGAGGUUAUAGCCAGCAAUAGCUUCCCUCUAACUAGAGGAAUGUGAAAAAUUUCCCCCCCCCUUUUUUUUUUUUGUUAACAGGAUGAUGAGGAAGGCAAGUAUGUUUUUUUUUCUUUUUCUCUCUCCCUUUCAAAUGUUCCCAAAAUCCUUAUCCGUCCCUGUAAAAAUAUUCCCCCGCACUUGACUUCCUUUCUACUUAAUGUUAUUUAAAUUAUAUAAAAAAAACUCCCAGUACGUUACUGAAGGGAAAUUUAAUCAGUUUUCUUUUUGUCUGCUUUAGUGAAAUUCUUUCAGCUCAAUUCUUUUUAACCGCAGCGUUCUUGCCCAGCCCCGUGCAGUUUGUUUGUGUGACCAGCAGGAGGCGGCAGAGCGAAUUUUGUAUUCUUGUAAACUGAUCAUUUUAAAACGUCUCCACUAGCAAGCGUUCUUGCUCGUCAUUUCUGAGUUCUCAACGCAGUCCUUCUCUCUGUAAAUCCAAACGUAACGUUCUGAUCAGUUAAUCAGUGUUUAUACUUUUUGUUUUUUUUCUUCCCCAAUCCUUUUUUUUUUUUUAUAAAUGUCUUUUCCUAAGGGAAUGAGAGGGCGGGUGAAAAUUACUGUACAAUACUGGAAACGUAUAUGCAGAUCAUUUUGUGUAUAAACAGGUGGAACCAGGGUUCAUGAGAAGCCUUCACCUUGCUCUGUAGAUGUCAGUCAUGGUGGCUUUGUGCGAGCAUUGUGCGUUCUAAAAGCCUCGGAGCAGGUCCGUCAGCUCGUCAAAGACUCUGCCCUAGAUUGCCUUCAACAAUGUUUUCUUAAAUUUCCAGUCACUUACGUGCCCAGGCUCCUGUGUGUGUGUGUGUGUGUGUGUGUGUGUGUGUGUGUGUGUGUGUGUGUGUGUGUGUGUGUGAGAGAAAGAGGAUGUUUGAGUGUGUGAGUAAAUUGAGACAGGGUUUCUUUCAGCUGGGCCGGGUUUGCAAAAAGGGGGUAAUAAAGCAAGAUUUAAACUUAAAUUGCCACUGUAUAGAAGAGGUCUUCUCUAAUUCUCUGUAUCUAUUUGUUUGUUUUUGACUUGAUGACAAAACAAUAAAAAAAUGUUUGCCUAUAAA